Molecule: messenger RNA, 336 nt
Organism: Striga asiatica
Lineage: Eukaryota; Viridiplantae; Streptophyta; Magnoliopsida; Lamiales; Orobanchaceae
Source: the annotation of a GenBank genome assembly
AUGGAGCAAGCAAUCAGUGCACUGAACCGAGCUGCGAACAGCAACGCCGUCGUCAACACCGCGCUAGCCGCCGUAUUCGGCGUCCUCGCGGCGAGGUCGGUGGCGCAGGAGCGAGAGAUCAAGGCGCUGGAGGCGGAAAAGGACGACCUGGUCAAGGCGAACAAGGCCAUCAAAAGCACGAUCUGGGACUGGAAGCAGAAGCUCUACGCGGAGGCCGAGGCAAAUCCCCAGAAUGCCCUCGUGCCCCUCCUCACUCUCAAGUCCAUAUACGGAGAAGCCGCCGCCGGUAAUUUCGCUGUCCCCCCUGAACUUGUUCUGUUUCUGGUUCUGCUUUGA